GAACCACAUUCAUAAUAAUGAAGUCAGAAAUAAAGGGUUUGAAAGAAAUAAGAUUAUUCAUAAAAAACAGACUUUCGAAUUAUGAUGGCACAUUUGUAAAAGAAUUUUCACAAAGGAAUCUUGUUUUUGAUUUGAUAGUGAGAACAAUACAAAGUGGUGAAUCUAAUUCAGUAAUACUAAUUGGUCCAAGGGGUUCAGGCAAGACCAUUUUAAUCAAUGAUGUUUUAUCCAAUAUACAGAACAACCUCAAGUUCUCAAAAGAUUCCAUCAUUGUUCAGUUGAAUGGUUUAAUUCACACUGAUGACCGCCUUGCAUUGAAAAGCAUCACUUUCCAAAUGAAUCUAGACAAUGUUGUGGAUGGAAAAGUAUUUGGUAGUUUUGCAGAAAAUUUAGCUUUUCUAUUGGCAUGUUUGAGAACAGGAGAAAAACAUACAUCCAAAAGUGUAAUUUUUAUACUAGAUAAUUUUGAUUUAUUUUGUGCUCAUCAUAAUCAAACUCUCUUAUACAAUUUGUUUGAUGUGUCACAAUCUGCUCAAGCACCCAUAUGUAUAGUAGGUGUAACUUGUAGACUAGAUGUUAUAGAGUUGUUAGAAAAACGAGUCAAAUCAAGAUUUUCUCAUAGACAAAUAUUUCUAUUUCCUGAUAGUGAUGUACAAGAAGAUUACACUUUGGAAUGCAAAAUCAAACAAAUUGAAGGCUAUUUGAUGUUACCAGAGGUCAAGUCAGAAAUCAAUAUCAACAACAACAUCAGAAAAAAUUGGAAUUCACAUUUAGAUAGUUUGUUGGGUGAUAAAAAAUUUAGAAAUAUCAUUCAGAGAUUGGUAGAUAUAGAUAUAAGCAGAAUUGCAUUGAAAAAUUUUUUGACCAACAUUUUCUUUCAUCUAGAUCAAGAAAAGCUCACUGUGGAAAUGUUUCAACUAGAACUAGAUAAAUUGGAAAAAGAUGAUAUUGUUCAAGUACUACAAGAUCUUAAUGUCCUAGAAUUGUGUUUGAUAAUUGCAAUGAAACAUCAUGAUGAAAUAUAUGACAAUCAACCCAUGAAUUUUGAGAUGAUUCUGACAAGAUACAUGAAGUUUGCUAAUAGCAAUUCCAAUACCCAAACUGUGCAGAGGCCAGUAAUCAUGAAAGCAUUUGAACAUAUCCAGAAUUUGGAGCUGAUUUCUAUGAUAAGUAGCAGUGGAACAAGAAUUCAGAAAGAAUAUCAAUUUUUCAAACUGUUAGUGUUACCAAGACAAAUUUCUGAGGCUGUGAAAAAAUCUGUUGGAUUGCCAACAGAAGUAGUACAAUGGGCAAACAGUUCCUUUACAUAAUACACGAAGAUAUGGGCAACUAGAAACUAUUCUUUUCACUUUUGUUUGGUUUCCAUUUUGAAAUGUUUUUAUCUAUUCUUCAUAAAACAAGAACAAAGUGAACACCGUGUAUACAAUAAUAAAUUUAUAAGUGAAAAUUACAUGAUAAUUUUU
Molecule: messenger RNA, 1463 nt
Organism: Phaedon cochleariae (mustard beetle)
Lineage: Eukaryota; Metazoa; Arthropoda; Insecta; Coleoptera; Chrysomelidae
Source: the annotation of a GenBank genome assembly